This is a messenger RNA of Cuculus canorus (common cuckoo), 1693 nucleotides long. RefSeq names its product pre-mRNA processing factor 31 (gene PRPF31). The transcript has 14 exons. Gene Ontology annotation, cellular component: U4 snRNP; precatalytic spliceosome; U4/U6 x U5 tri-snRNP complex. Gene Ontology annotation, biological process: spliceosomal tri-snRNP complex assembly; mRNA splicing, via spliceosome. The coding region runs from base 15 to 1556 and encodes 513 amino acids. Lineage: Eukaryota; Metazoa; Chordata; Aves; Cuculiformes; Cuculidae. The record is from RefSeq and is a predicted model, not a curated record.
GCGAGCGCGGCGCGAUGUCGCUGGCGGAUGAGCUGUUGGCGGAUCUGGAGGAGGCGGCGGAGGAGGAGGAGGAUGAGGGGGGGGCAGAGGGCGAGGAAGAAGCCGCCAUCGAGGAGGUGCGGGAGGAGGCGCAGCCCGAGGGGGGGGCCGAGUCCGUCAGGAGCAUCGCCAAACUCUGGGACAGCCGCGCGUUUGCUGAGAUUAUGCAGAAGAUCGAAGAGUUCAUCGGCAAACAGCCCACGGCCGCCGAAGUUCUGGGCCCGGUGGAGGCGGCUCCCGAGUACCGAGUGAUCGUCGACGCCAACAACCUGACGGUGGAGAUCGAGAACGAGCUCAAUAUUAUCCACAAGUUCAUCCGUGACAAAUACUCCAAGCGUUUCCCCGAGCUCGAGUCGUUGGUGCCCAACGCUCUGGAUUAUAUCCGCACGGUCAAGGAGUUGGGGAACAGUCUGGAUAAGUGUAAGAACAACGAGAACGUCCAACAGAUCUUGACCAACGCCACCAUCAUGGUGGUCAGCGUCACGGCUUCCACCACCCAGGGGCAGGCGCUGUCGGAGCCGGAGCUGCAGCGCAUCGAGGAGGCGUGUGCGAUGGCGCUGGAGCUCAAUCAGGCGAAACACCGCAUCUAUGAGUACGUGGAGUCGCGGAUGUCCUUCAUCGCCCCAAACCUCUCCAUCAUCGUCGGAGCUUCGGCCGCCGCCAAAAUCAUGGGGCUGGCGGGGGGCCUGACCCCCCUCUCCAAGAUGCCGGCGUGUAACAUCAUGCUGUUGGGCGCCCAACGCAAGAGCCUCUCGGGAUUCUCCAGCACUUCCGUCCUUCCCCACACGGGAUACGUCUACCACAGCGACAUCGUCCAAUCCCUCCCCCCGGACCUGCGCCGUAAGGCCGCUCGGCUCGUCUCGGCCAAGUGCACGCUCGCCGCCAGGGUGGACAGCUUCCACGAGAGCCCCGACGGAAAGGUGGGAUUUGAGCUGAAGGAAGAGAUCGAGCGCAAGUUCGACAAAUGGCAGGAGCCGCCGCCGGUGAAGCAGGUGAAGCCGCUGCCGGCGCCGCUGGACGGACAGCGCAAGAAACGGGGCGGGCGGCGGUAUCGGAAGAUGAAGGAGCGUUUGGGGUUGACGGAGAUCCGGAAGCAAGCCAACAGGAUGAGCUUCGGAGAGAUUGAGGAGGACGCCUACCAGGAGGAUUUGGGCUUCAGCCUCGGCCAUUUGGGCAAAUCCGGCAGCGGCCGCGUCCGGCAGACCCAGGUCAACGAAGCCACCAAGGCUCGCAUCUCCAAAACCCUACAGCGUACCCUACAGAAGCAAAGUAUGGUUUACGGCGGCAAAUCCACCAUCCGCGACCGCUCCUCCGGCACCGCCUCCAGCGUCGCCUUCACCCCUUUGCAGGGCCUGGAGAUCGUUAACCCUCAAGCGGCCGAGAAGAAAGUGGCCGAAGCCAAUCAGAAAUACUUCUCCAGCGCCGCUGAGUUCCUGCGGGUGAAGAGCGAGAGGGGAGGGGGGCGCGGCCCCCCCCUCAGCCCCCCCAAAGCCUCCGGGACCCCCCAAAAUCACUAGGGAGACCCCCCCCCAUAUCUGGGAUUCCACCAUAUCUCAGGAGCCCCCCCUGACACCCCCACAAAUCCAUAGGGACCUCCCCCCCAAUAACUUGGGGUGCUCUGAGAUCACAGGGGAACCCCCCCCAACCGCAGGAU